AUGAAAUUAGUUAGAACAUUUCCAGAUCAGAAUAUUGGAAUUUCUUUAAGUAAAGAUAGCAACUUCAUUGCAGCUAGCAAUUACUAUGGGCCAAUACAAUGCUUUGAUAUUCAGAAGAAUUGUAAAAUUGGUGCUAUAGAAGAAAAAGAAGAUUUGAUUAGAAUUAAUUAAUUAUGGGGUUUUCCCAUAAAAAGCUCUUUGCCAUGAAUUGGACACGGAGUUGCUUUUUGUCAGACCAAAAUUGAUCAAAAAUUUUAAUUUGGUCGGACCAAAAAAAGCAGCCCUGUGGCAAAAUUCAUGGUCAAAUGAGGCUUUCAUGGGAAAAAACCCAUAAUUUAGCGGUUCUUUGGUUUAUUUCAGCCAUAACUUUUUCAAGAAUUAGAUCAUGAUCAUGUGGUACUAGGGACUAAUUACAACUAACACCCUGUAGACGUCUCCAAAAUUUGGUGAGGUAUGACAGUCUGCAGGGGAGAAUCACCUGCUCAGGUCUUGAGCUUUGGCGAACGAUUUAAGAAUGCUACCGUCAGCAGGGCUUACAAAUUGCUGAAACCCCAAAAUCUCCUUCUUGACCUACUUUAGCCCUAUUUUAGACUAAAGAUUGCCUCCCAAAAAGUAUGGAAGGAUGCUGAGCCUCAGUCUGCAAUUUUUAGGACGAGAAAAAGGUUAGCACCAAAAAAAACCUACCCCAGAGAAUUAUCCACCUUUCACAAGCCUAGAUCAAUUUGCAGAUACAGGGGACUUAACUCCGCUCAUCAUUUUAAUAAUUUUUUAAAAAGAAGAAAGAGAUUAAUUAGAGAGGAUUAAAACUGGGUUUAUUUCAGCCCUUUCCAUUAUAUCUUCAGCUUCACCCUCAUGUAGCGCUAAGCGCUAAGACACCCUCUUCCUAACCAAAAAUUGUGAUGGCAUUAGUCUAAUGGGGAGACUCACCCAAAACCUGCUUAGACCAAAAUUGCAUCAUAGAACUCUCUCAACGCCUGGUAGCGCUCAGCGUAUCUCGAAGCAUCCAACUUCUCCUUCCAGAAUCAACUCUGCCAUUAAAAAGCCGCAUAGUGCUCCUCCAGAAGUGUCAGGUUGGUGUUGUACCAUCGAUCCUCUUGUCUAUAAGUCAAAAGGAUGCCUAGUCAGCCCAAGCCUGCACUCUACCUCAGAAAAAUUGCCAUGACCUUUAAACCGUCCUAAUUUUGGCUUUUUUCCUCUCUCUGCUAGCCAUCAUAUGGCCACGAUGGCAAAAUUACUUGAAAAAGAAGAAGAUUAUGAAAAUAUAGAGGGACAAGGCGAAGAUAAUGAGUAUAAAAAUACCAUUGAAUUUUUGUAA
Messenger RNA from Blepharisma stoltei, 1315 nucleotides. NCBI's taxonomy places the organism in Eukaryota, Ciliophora, Heterotrichea, Heterotrichida, Blepharismidae. The record is from the annotation of a GenBank genome assembly.